AUGCCGGCGACGAACAGCAGACAGACGCUUGACGAAGCACAGGAGCCUAGUGGCAUCUUGACGGCUAAGAAAGCCGGUGACGAUGAAGACGAGGGGCUAGAGGGUGAUGAUACAUCAGCUAUAUCCAACUCUAUCAACGACAAGAGCGAUAGCAGUCUCUACAAGCCUGGCAGUAAAGGAGAAGAUAAGGGCAAUGAUGGCGGCAAGGAUGACGACAAGGACGAGGACAUGAUUACAGGCAGACACAUAAAUCACAUUCGGGUCUCGGGCUAG
Molecule: messenger RNA, 273 nt
Organism: Thyridium curvatum
Lineage: Eukaryota; Fungi; Ascomycota; Sordariomycetes; Thyridiales; Thyridiaceae
Exons: 2
Coding region: 1-273 (90 amino acids)
Source: RefSeq, a predicted model, not a curated record